UUUAGCUAUUAGAACGAAUAAUUUAUAUGAAUAUCAAAAUAUUUAUAUAGUUACAUAAUUAUUUUUUUAAAUAUAUAAGAUAAUAAAAUUUGAAAACUAUUAAGAAAAUAUUGUUAAAAAUGACCCAAUCUCAACAAGUGAUCGAAGAGUUAUAUGACUGUUAUACAAAAACUGCUGCUAAUAUUAUUGCAUACUAUGAUGAUAAUGAAAGAAAGAAUAAAUUAAAAGAAUUAAGAGAUAUAGUAGAAAAUAACUGUAUUCAAAAUAAAAAAUUAAAAUCAACAGAGAUCAUAAAAAAAAGAUUAUUAAGUUUAUAUAAUGAUGAUGAUGAUGAUAGUGUUGAACAUAAUAUUGAAACUACCAUGAAUGAAUAUAAACAAGCCAUAACUGAAAUUGAUAAAAACGUGGAAAAUGAUAAUAACCUAAAGGAAUUUGAUAAGCAAGUAGAAGCAUUAUUAGAUAGAGUAGUACAGAAAGAAAAUAAUGCAGAUGAAGAACUACAACUUACAGGAGGCUAUAUAAAUAUAAUUGAUCCAAUUUCUAAAAAAAGAAUUGUAGAUCCUGUGAAGAAUACUAUAUGUGGUCAUACUUAUGACAGAGAAAGUAUUACGCAAUUAUUGAAACUUAAUAAAAAAACAAGAUGUCCUGUUAUAGGCUGCAAAAGUAUAGAAUUUGUAACACUUAAACAUCUUCGUAUAGACAUUUUAACAAAAACAUAUCUUGAAAAAAACCCAGAAUAAAUACUUGUGACAAAUU
This is a messenger RNA of Apis laboriosa (Himalayan honeybee), 756 nucleotides long. RefSeq names its product E3 SUMO-protein ligase NSE2-like. Bases 120 to 740 code for a protein of 206 amino acids. The record is from RefSeq and is a predicted model, not a curated record. NCBI's taxonomy places the organism in Eukaryota, Metazoa, Arthropoda, Insecta, Hymenoptera, Apidae. Gene Ontology annotation, biological process: double-strand break repair via homologous recombination; protein sumoylation. Gene Ontology annotation, molecular function: SUMO ligase activity; zinc ion binding. Gene Ontology annotation, cellular component: Smc5-Smc6 complex; nucleus. The transcript has 5 exons.